AUGAGCAUCAAGGAGACCAUCAUCGAGCGAUACCCGUCCAGGGAACAGUUGGUGCAGAACGGCAUAUGGAGGAGCGAGCUGUAUAGAAAUAGAGCAUCCAUGGCAGGCUGCGACAGGAGCUGGCUGUGGAGAACGUUGGUGCUGACUCCGCAUAUGGAGAUGGAUGUGUCGCCAUUUGAGGGAGAUCUGCUGCCGGUUCCACUGAUAACGACGAAACGGGAAGAGGAGGAGCAGGAGGGGGACCAACAGGUGAAACCCACAUCCCAUGAACGUUCCAUUAGUGAGUAUAGGAAGAAAAUGCAACAUAAUAUCAAGAUGGGUAUUAGGAGAUUGACUCCCAGGGAAGUUGUCCAUGAUCCGCUACAGGAUAGCAAGGGUGCCCAUGUACCGACUAUUGAAAACGAUGAAUUGUCCCUUGACGAGGCUCUAGAGAUUAUUGAUUUGGAUUUAUCCAGAUUGAUGUUAGAUGAUAUGUUUCGUGAUCCUGCUGUAUUGGCACAAUUGCGACAAUUACUGUACAAUUAUUUGAUUAUUUCGAAGCAGCGACAAUCCUCACAUUCUUUCAUUAAGGAUCCAAUGGAGGAAAAUGGUGACAGCGGCGAGCCCACCACUUUCCGAUAUAAGCAAGGUUAUCAUGAAAUACUGGGUCUUAUUUAUUUACAAUUGUCACCUGAAAACGGAACUACCAUUUUGGAUUCUGAAAUGAUGCGUAACGUUCUUAAUAUCUAUAUCAAAUUGAUGGAUCAAGUGGCACCAGUCUUUUACGACGAACAAGCGUUGAUAAAUUGGGAUGAGACUCAAUUCUCGUUAAUUUUAAAGAAUGCGUCACCCAUACUAUACGAUGUAAUGUAUGAGAAUGGUAACUCACAUAAUAAUUUAAUUUGGUUACUUAGAUGGACAAAGGUUCUAUUUCUCAGAGAACUUCCGAGAGAUCAAGUCUUGAUAAUCUGGGACCAUUUAUUGACGUUUACCUAUCCAAUUGCGAAUUAUGUUGCAUGCCUGAUCGUGACUUUGUUACUGAGCAUAUACGAUCAAUUGUUGGAAUUGAACAAGCACGAUUCCGAUCACGACGAUAUUAUUGAAAUGAUGCUGCAUUUUAAAGAGAACAAGGUAAUCCCCUCCAUAGAUAUGGUGGAAUUAUGUAAGUUGGCUGGGAAUAUAUGCGAAUUAUGGUAUAGUCGGCAAUUCCAUGAUAUAAAAUCCAUCUGUGAUUCAUUUAUAAAAUUGAAAACUGGAAUUGACACUUCAAAUACAAUUGAUCCUAACAGACAAAGACUGGAAAACAAAUUGAGGCAAAAUGUCAUGAAAUCAUUGUCUAAAGGGAAAUGA
Molecule: messenger RNA, 1329 nt
Organism: Naumovozyma castellii
Lineage: Eukaryota; Fungi; Ascomycota; Saccharomycetes; Saccharomycetales; Saccharomycetaceae
Gene: GYP6
Product: GTPase-activating protein GYP6
Exons: 1
Coding region: 1-1329 (442 amino acids)
Source: RefSeq, a predicted model, not a curated record